UUGUUCCCCAUCACAAGCUAAGCAUAAGGCUUUGCUCAGCGACUUUCAACGAAAAAGGUACGUGUACCCGAGUUUCCGACACUUGUUGGAAACUGACACCACUAUUUCAGUUUUUUUUUGGGUUCUGAGUUCUGACACGAGGACACAACUCUGACACCGAGCCGACAUUUUCUUUCUGACUUGACAUGAAUGGUACCAAUAUUUUCAAUUUUUUUAAUGAUGAUGGUCAAUUGGGUGGUGCAAGGCAUUGAAUUGGUUAGAUCCUUUUAGCUUUUUUGUAGCAGAUUGAUGGGCUGAAGGUACCAGAAUAUAAAGAGCAAAAAAUCCUGCGAAGAAUUUGCAUCCAAGAGUGAAUAAAGAAAUGGCAUCAUCAUUAACUCAUAUCAAUAUCAAAAUACAUGCGUCGACUAUCAGGAGGGCACGUCCUCGAAGUCAAGGAUUAUUGCAAUCCGGAAAACUGUUCCAACUCCGUGGACUCAAUUUUCCUAGUAUUAACCAAUCCUUAAUAUGCUGUACAAAGUUAACUCCAUGGGAGCCAUCACCCGUUGCAUAUGCUCCUACUGAUAAUCAAAGCGACAAUUUCUUGCAGAGUAGCCCCAAUAUAUUUGAAACCCUUGAAUCUAGUAAAACUGUCGAGUCACCAACAGCAAAUGCUGAAGGGCUUGUGGAGAAAAAUGCUCAGCCAGGCCAGCAGCUUCAGCUUUUCAAGUGGCCGAUGUGGCUUCUCGGUCCUUCCAUUCUCCUUGCAACUGGUAUGGCCCCGACAUUAUGGUUACCAAUAUCUUCUAUCUUUCUUGGUUCCAAUAUAGCCAGUCUACUUUCCUUGAUUGGACUUGAUUGUAUCUUUAACCUCGGUGCAACACUUUUUCUCCUCAUGGCUGAUUCUUGUUCAAGACCUAAACAUCCAACACAAGACUGCAAGAGCAAGGCUCCCUUCAGUUACCAGUUCUGGAACAUUGUUGCUACGAUUACUGGAUUUAUCGUCCCGUUGUCGAUGAUGUUUGGAUCCCAAAAGGGUUUUCUGCAACCCCAAUUACCUUUCAUCUCAUUUGCAGUUCUGCUAGGUCCUUAUCUUCUUCUUUUGUCGGUACAGAUUCUGACUGAGUUGUUAACUUGGCACUGGCAAUCACCGGUCUGGCUCGUUACCCCAAUCGUUUACGAGUCUUACCGUGUCUUGCAGCUAAUGAGAGGAUUAAAGCUUGGGGUUGAGCUCACUGCACCAGCAUGGAUGAUGCAUACAAUUAGGGGACUGGUUUGCUGGUGGGUGCUGAUUCUUGGUCUGCAGCUCAUGAGGGUUGCUUGGUUUGCUGGUUUAACUGCUCGAGCUCGUAAAGAUCAAUUGUCUUUUUCUGAUACUUCUUCUGCUAAUAGUAUUGGUGAUUAUACUAUUUAAUACCAUUGUAAACAUAUUCCAAAAGAAACAGAUUAUAGCAUAAGUUCAUACGGUUCAAAUUUAGUUAUUAUGGUUAUUUUCCAUCCCAUUCAUAGACUUAUAGUGGUAGAGUGAUAAGGACACAUUUAAUAGCUCUAUAUACAAGUACAUUAGAUGCAAGAUUUGUUUGUUUACUGGCCUUUGUGCUUCAUUACUUUUUCGUACAUCAACUUACGAAAAUGGAAGGAUAAUUGUAUACUUGUUGGUUUAUAGAAAAAUUCACGGAUUUAUUACUUUUGACA
Cicer arietinum (chickpea) is the source of this 1674-nucleotide messenger RNA. RefSeq lists its product as uncharacterized. The record is from RefSeq and is a predicted model, not a curated record. NCBI's taxonomy places the organism in Eukaryota, Viridiplantae, Streptophyta, Magnoliopsida, Fabales, Fabaceae.